AUGCCACGUUAUGCCAUGCCCGAAGGCCUUUUUGCCGACCUGCACAUACAGCCUCACGUACAUGACCUAUCGGUCUUGAUCACUCGUCGAAGCAUCCAAACCAAGUUCCGCGUCUACUUCCGGCGUCACUGCCGCCUCCCCAGGAACGCAACUAGGCAGGGGAUCAGAGGGGAGGUUCUCUUUAUGCGUGCAGGCAAGCAAUGCAAAGACGCUGUAGUUGGGCUACGCGCUGGUGACCCUUUACUUAUUACUUCCAUUCUCAAGCAGUGCGUCCGUUCUUUUCUCUCCGGUGUUUGUCCGUUGAACCGUUGCUCUAGGAUUGUGCAAGACAUUAUCAAUUUCCAAGUCAAUAAUAGGAAGCUCCCAUCUCUCAUCGAACUGCAAUACCAAGCCUAA
Messenger RNA from Mycena citricolor, 396 nucleotides. The record is from the annotation of a GenBank genome assembly. Lineage: Eukaryota; Fungi; Basidiomycota; Agaricomycetes; Agaricales; Mycenaceae.